Molecule: messenger RNA, 10995 nt
Organism: Punctularia strigosozonata HHB-11173 SS5
Lineage: Eukaryota; Fungi; Basidiomycota; Agaricomycetes; Corticiales; Punctulariaceae
Exons: 20
Coding region: 31-10902 (3623 amino acids)
Biological process (GO): protein polyubiquitination; proteasome-mediated ubiquitin-dependent protein catabolic process; positive regulation of protein catabolic process
Molecular function (GO): ubiquitin-protein transferase activity; protein binding
Source: RefSeq, a predicted model, not a curated record
CCAGCGGUCUGCUCGUAGUCGUCGAAGACGAUGAAGAUAGCGCACAAGUCGAAGAGGGCGGCCACUCCGCAUCCGCAGGUGGCCGAUCUCAUCGCCAAAAUUUCAGAUACACCGAACGAACUUCUAGGGACCGCUCUGUCGCAGAUCGAGACCUGGGCAUGGCCGAGGUCCGAUUUGAAUGCAUGGAUCAAAGUCCUCAACCGGUUCGACGAGAUCCUGGAAGACUGUAUCCGCGACUACGAAAUUGACAAGAUCCAAACGCGGCCAUUUGACAAUGAUAUCAAGUACCUCGUGUCUGGCAUACUCAAAUUCGAGCGUCUUCUGCUCGAAAAUACGACGAAUAGGAAAAUGUUCGCUUCGUACGACCGAAUCAAGAGUCUGAUGUCUACAUCGGAUCUCGACAUCCUCCUCCUUGCACUCAACUUGCUCCUCCGCCCCGCACAGCAAUAUUCUGCACAACCUCACGUAUCCCAAGCUCUGAGCAUCUCCACUCAGCAGCUCCUGUGCCUGGCCAAGCGUUGGCCUCAUGCCAGAGAUAACAAUCUCAGCCUCGUGGACCUCGCCUCCGAGCAGGGCGUUGAGCAAGUCAACGGCCUCCCGCCCGAAGCGCGAGAGGUCAACUUUACCUUCUACAAGAAACAGAAGACUAACAAGUCCAGUGGUGCGGGGUCGAAUUCGGCUGAUCCGAAAAUUGCGCCGCCCCCGACAUCUGCUGCUCCGCCGCAAACGCCUGCCCGGAAAACUUCCUCAGGGCCAGCCACGUCAGCAGCCCCAUUGCUCCCGUCAGGUUCAGGAGCUGUGCCCGUCCACAUCGAUCAUCAAACCAUAGAAUCCCAGAGUGCGAUGGACGUGCUAAAGGAAGCUGUCAACAAAUACGAAAUCCCUGAAGACGAAGAGAAGUAUGAGCUCCUUUGUCGCAUUCGCGCUGCCGGCGUGCUCGUGCCAUCACCUGAUGCUCUCGACGCGCGCCAGAAAUACCUCACUGUCAGACUCUUGGCAAUCUCAAUUUUCUGCCACACGCAUGGCGAGACUCAGGCACAGUCCUCACUCUUCCUCUAUGAGCCGGAUCUUGUUGCGCAUAUCGCUGAGUUGUUGCAGUCGGAUAAAGGUGUUCCAAUCUCGGUACAGAGUGCGGCCAUCGCCGCCUUAGAUGCCCUGGCAAGGUACAGGAACAAGAUUCAAGAGGUGCUCGCCGCUAUAAACGCGGGCGUUAACCAUGGCAUCAUCAUGACGUUGUUGCGACGCACCGUUGCGUCCGUCUCGGAUCCGCUCUCCUCGAUGCCCCAGUCGUACGUCGAGGGUGUGUUGUCGUUCGUCACUUAUCUCGCUUCGCACACCACCGGUGGCAACAUGUUGGUCGGCGCGGGAUUGGUACCCUUGUUGAUACAACUGUUGGACAACCGACUACCCAACCGGUUGGCAAUCGUAAGUAAGACCGUGCAGCUCACGGACAAUGUGCUGUACGGGUUCCCCAAUGCGUUCCAACUGUUCGUGAAUAAUCGGGGAGUGGAUACCCUUGUUGGGAGAAUUCAGUCUGAGGUAACCAUCGAUAUUUCCGAGUCAAGUUCGGAACCCACCAACGAAUACUCGCCUUAUGGCCAAUUAUCCGUCAGCCGCGCAGCGGUGCUAAAGCACACCCUUCGGUCGAUGCACCGUAUGAUGCAGUCGUCUGGCACGGCGGAGGGCCUGCGAGGGUUGAUCGAUUCGUCGCUGCUCAAGUCCAUUCAUCAAAUCCUGGAAAAUCGGACUCUCUUCGGUCCAAGUAUCGUCUCGCUCGCAAUCAACAUCAUGGCUACAUUCAUUCACAACGAGCCUACGUGCCUAACUGUCAUUCAGGAGGCCAAGCUGCCUGAGGUAUUUUACAAGUCUCUCGACGCAGGCAUCGAGCCCAGUAUCGAAGUGAUUCAAGCUAUCCCGAACGCUCUCGGUGCUCUGUGCCUCAACCAAACUGGCCAGGAUCAACUAGCUGCACGGCCGACGGUCAUUCCUGGCUUGCUUUCCAUCUUCACCAGUGAAAAGCACCUCAAGGUCCUCCAGGACAAGGAGAAUGCAGUCCUCGUUGGAACAGCGGUGGACGAACUCGUGAGGCACCAUCCCAGCCUCAAAGCUCCGGUUUUCGAAGCCAUUAAGAGCAGCUUGAGCAAGAUCGAGGAUAUGGGCAGCGAGUUUGAGGUACCCGCGAAGCUGAAACCGUGGUAUACCCUGGUUCCAGACUCCAACCAAGAGAAGCCGAAUUAUGAAGAGCACUCAGAGGAUGUCGUGAUGAGUGAUUCGCUGGCGGACGGUUCGGGAUCAGCGGACGGCGCUGCCACUGGUCACGGCGGUGAAGAGCAAGGCCCGAGGGCACAUGACAACAUCGUGGUGUCCUUCAUCGAUGUGUUCGGUCGAUUCCUAGAGGGUCUGUUCCAGCACAGUGUUCACUGCCGGGACUUCAUAUCCAAAGUUGACGGCCUUACCCGCCUUGGACGCAUCACCGCGUUACCAUGCCUCCCUUACGAGUUCGCGAACAGCGUCGCAUCCGACUCUCUCGUACAGGUUAUCCGGACGUUGGCAGAGGUCGCGACGAACGAGACUCUGGCCUUCCUGUCGGGUAUCGUCAAGGAGUCUCUCACCGAGACUAAGGACUUUUGGUUCAAAGUGGGCGGGGACUCGAAGUUGAUGCCGCUGCUGGACCUUGUCAGCACGGACGAGGAACAGGCCAAUCAUGAGUUUCAUAAACUUACAGUUCUGCAUACCAGGAUCACAUUACUGUCUGAGGUGUAUGCCACAGCUGGGUUUGGACAUCCUCGCACAUCGGUCGCUUUGCUACAGACCUUGAUGAGCAACGGGGGCGCUGAGAAUAUCCCGGAUCUUGGCGCAUUGCAUCGAACAUGCGUAUGGGAGAAUAUCGUGUUCAAGGUAGAUCCGGGAUCGCAGGGCGUGUCUACCGAGUCCUCUAUCUUGUCAGAGCUGUUGCCUCCUGCCGACGACGCCAUAGACGGACCUACAGGUGGCCCGACUGCUCCAUCCACGGCGACGACGUCGCAGCCUAGCCUGACUGCCAAUGGCAACACGAAUGUAGAAGCCGGUCUUAGUCCAACCCCUACGCCCAAUACGACCGAGGAUGCCCCGCCACAAGCAUCAAAGGACGAGACGCCUCGGCAGAGGAACGGAAAGGCGCUGAGACACCUUGUCACGCAGAUACCUAUAUCCCUGGGUCCAUUCUUUCAAGCGAUCGUGAAGCUAUUCAACGCCCGACGCCAACUCGAAAGAACUCAGCGACAACAAUUCCUCCAUUCUGGAUCAGUGAUCGCGGAUGUACUCGUCCAGCAUCUCAGUCAGAAGGACAUAAGCGACGUUCUUUCCUCGCAUGCUUAUCAUACCGUCAUGUUGGGGCAUGCCGCGAUCCUCCUCGUCGAAGAACGCCCAAAUCAAAGUUAUCUGAACACCGUUCUUGUCUUCGCGUUCUACCGGGCCGGUGGCUUAGAUGCUGUUCUCGACAUUUGCCGCAGGUUUAUCAGCUCGCUGGAACGCCUAGUGGGCAUAAAUGCCGACAAUCGGAGCGAGUCCGACAAACAGGAGCUUGUUCAUUCUUAUGGCGGGUUGAAGGUUGCCCUGCGACUUUUGGAGCCUCUGGUUACCGCUAAGUCCUUGCUAGAGGCAACGCAGACGCAGCUGGUUGCGACCACAGACAAGCCCGAGACAGAUUCUGCAUAUUUUGAGGCCCGGAAUUUCCUAGUGAAAUUGCGAACCGCGAUACUGCCGGUGGUGCGCACGAUGUGGGAGUCUUCAUGGCUUCCUCAAGUACCGGUUGGAGUCAGUCGCUCCAUCGCAUCGGUCGUUCUAGAGCUUGCAAAGGGGGAAGGUGAGGAUGCUGCAACCGGAGACGCCGCCCCUGUGCUACCUCCAACAGCACUCCCCGGUCCCGAUGAGACUCGCAUUCGCCAAUUGACGGAUAUGGGCUUCCCAAGAUCUGCAGCGGAACGUGCUCUAAUACGCAUGCACAAUAACGUAGCUGCUGCUGCAGAGCUCCUACUGGCGCAACCGUUUGCUCUUCACCCGGAUCCAGAGCCUGCACAGGCGGCACAUGCGGAAGACGCUGAGAUGGCGAAUGCUGACGAACACGAGGGUGGUGACAACGUAUCCACGAACGGCGCUGGCGAAGCAUCAACAACAGAGCAACACGUACCCUCUUCGGAUCCCCUUGCAGUGAACGCGCCUGAACCUGCAUCAGGGAAAAGCGCGGAAGAGUGGCGACAGGAACUCGCCAAGGCGAGGGAACCUUUGCGGAACAACAUGGGAAAACUUGCGCUGCGACUGGUGGACGAGCAGCCAUCUCUCAUUUUCGACGUUCAAAACGCUUUUCUCGGCGCAUCUGGUGAUUAUCAGACGCAAUCAAUACGCCAGCUGGUCAGCGACAUCAAGGAGUUUCAAACUACGGCAUACGAUGUUCACGAGCAACCCAUGGCCCUCCGCUUCCGCCUGCUUGCUCUUGUCAUGAACAACAGCUCUCGUCCACUGGAGCUCCUCGGGAACGAUGACAAGCAUUUGAUGGACGUUCUUCUAGCGCUUCUACUUUCCAAUCCUAUCGCCCUCGACUCUGAACAUCCCGUUUUGCCGAAAUGGUUGGCAACGCAUAUGCUGGUGGCGGAGUCGCUGCUCACUGCAGGAGAGGAUAUUCGAAGCAUUACCCUGCCGCAGUCCGAGAACGACGAAAUACAAAAAGAGGAGCUCAUGACUGGACCUACUCAUCCCGAAGCGCGAAGUUUUAUGUUCGACUUGUGCUUGCGUCUGCUGGCCGUUCCACAACUACCCCGGGACGAAUACUUGUCUUCAUUACGUCUCCUAGUCUUCCUUACUCGGGAUCACUCUACAGCAAGUGAAUUCAUCGCUCGCGGUGGGCUUCCUCUACUCUUCAGCCAUCACAAGACUUCGUCCGCAGAUGGAGCGAAAUCCUACAUAUCUCUCAUCGUUCGGCACAUCGUGGAGGAGCCUCGUGUUCUGCAACACACCAUGCAGAGAGAGAUCAAACGCUUACUAGCGCAUUCGAAGGCCAACUUCCCUGAUCCCAGUCACUAUGUUCGAACCUGCAGCGCAGCUGCUCUUCGUGACCCUGCGGCGUUCAUCCAAGCGACCGAAGCUGUUUGCCAGCUUCAUCGCCCUUUCGGUGUAGGUCAGCAUAUCAGUCUGAAGAAGACCGAGAUGUCCGCAUCUACAUCGGCACCCAAGGAUCAAGCGGAAAUGCCGGUUGAUUCGCCCAGUCCCUCUGCGGCCGCAGCAUCCGGGGCGUUGGAUGAGGUGGUGUAUUGCUUGAUCUCAGAGUUAAUGCAAACGGUGAAGCCCGCAGAAACAUUCAACGCGGUCGGUCCUGGGGAAUCGGCACCAACCUCAGAGAGCACGCCCGGUGUCACUUCCUCUCCAGCUCCAGCUGCUGACGCCUCAACGUCAAAAGCUGAUCAUGACGUCUCAUAUCCUUGCUUCCUCAUGCAGUGCUUGACCGAACUUCUUUUCUCAUACGAUGCGUGCAAACUCGCGUUCCUGUCGUACUCCCCGAGAAAACGCUCACAUCCUUCCUCCAAGGAGCAUCCCAACAAACAUCGCACAGCGGCGCUCAAUUUCUUCUUAUACGACUUGAUCUCGUUCGGGAGCAUUCAUCCUCCCACAGACGCUGAUGCUCGAAAACGAGUCACGCUGUGCAACUGGGCUAUGUCUGUCCUGGUUGCACUGUGUGUCAACGGUUCUUCAUCGAACGAUCUCAAAGAUGUAUCCGACGAUCUCGUUUCGGUACGCAAGUUCGUCGUGGACGCCAUCAGCCGCGCCAUUAAAGAAGUCAUCCCCUCCGACACCAUUGAUGCUCGAUAUGGGCGCCUGCUCGCGCUCGCUGAGCUAUCUCAUCGGCUCCUGACCGUACGGUUCAAUACAUCAACGCGGAAAGUGCCGGAGGACUCGCCGACGCACAUAGCGAAAGUGAUGCUGGAGAAGAAUUUUGUGUCCCAUUUGACCAACGCUCUGGGUGAAAUUGACCUGAACUAUCCCAACGUCCGCGGGCUCGUAACGGCGCUCUUGAAACCCGAGCAGCACCUGACAAAGAUAGCGAUCAAGAUGAGUCGUUCAUCGGAUAAGAAGGAGAUAUCGGAAGACCAGGCACACAGCGAAAGUUCAAUGUCGGACGACGACGAGGAUGGCGAAGACGAAGAGGACGAAGACGAAGCAAUGGACGCGGACGAAGGCAGGGAAGAGACGCCCGACUUGUAUAGAAACUCGUCACUCGGAAUGUUUGGCGGCGAGAUGGAAGACGUCAACCUAGCUCAAGAUGAAGAAGCCUACGAGGAAGACGACGGGGAUGAGGACGACGUGGAGAUGGAUUUCGGAGAGGAGACCGGCAGUGAUAAUUCGUCACAGACGGACGAAGAAGAUGACUUGGACGCUGAAGACUCCGAAAGCGCAUGGGGUGAGAACGAGGACGAGGAAGAAGACGACCUUGUGCAUAACGAAGAGGAUGACGGUAUGGGCGGUGAUGACGAUGACGAUGAAGACGAGGAUGAGGCAGCGGACGACGAAAUUACAUGGCAGGAUGAUGGCAACGAUGCUAUCGACGACGCAGACGAAGAAGAGAUGAUUGGUGAUAUGCCACCCCUACACGAUCUCGAAGAAGUCGCAGGCGAUUCUGAGGCAGACGACUUUGUCGAUGAACUUGACGUCCUUCAUGCACCGGACGAGGGUGCCGAUCCUGAAGGACUUGGUUUCAGUGUUGUGGGGACAAACCUGAUGGGUGCAGGUCACGCCGCGUUCGCGCCUGGUUUGACCUUCUUUUCUAGAGAUCCGAACGGACGCACAGCCGAUAUCACCGCCGACGUGUUCGGUCGCAGCCGAAACGUGCCCGUACCACCACCUGAAGCAACCACACAUCCUUUGUUGCUGGACGAAUCUCACGGGAAUGGUCAUGCUAAUAGCGGCCUUCCACGCGGUUCCCGCCGAUCGCAGCGAGGAAGCAGCCUGGGCAAUGAACAUCAUCCGUCUCUCUUCCAAACUAUUGAGACCCUACUAGGUGGCCAUGGUUUACACGCUUUUCGACAAAUCAUGGCUACGGCGCCGGAAGGCUUGACGGAUGUCUUGAGUAUGCAGUUCUUAGGAGUUUCUACCCAGAACGGCCGUCCCAAUGUCCACACCCACCUACACAUCGGCAGAAACCCGCGUUCGCGCGACAACCGCCCGGAAAAUCGCGGAUUUGAUCCUUUGCAUACUGGCCAACGCUGGGCGGAAGAGACCAAGAUGCUUUAUCGUACAUCGGAAUCGGAACGUCUGGCUAAACUCGCUGAUCACGUCGUUCUCGCCUUGCUACCAGCAGCCAUAGAGGAAAUCAAGGCGGCGAGAAACCUCGAGGAAGAAGAGACCAAACGUCGGGAAGCUGAAGCGAAGGCUCAGGCCGAUGCUAUCGCGGAAGAGAAGGAGGGGCAGCAGAGGAAGGCAGCUGAAGCCGCAAAGGCAGAGGCAGAGGCAGAGGCAGAGGCAGCAACGCAAGCUCCCGUCGAAGAUCAACACACUGUUGAAGCCGACCCGGCCACUGCAUCGGCGGAAGCAGGCGUCGAGGAUCAGGAUGCUGAGAUGCGAGAUGUUUCGGACUUGCCGGAGUCGAGCGAGCGCACCGACGAUACUGCAGAGGCUGAAAUCUCGGGAGCUGGACCAUCGAAUGCUACCGAACGAAUAACUGUCAUGAUCCAUGGCAGCCCGGUGGAUAUCACCGACCUCGGUAUCGAUCCCACUUUCCUGGAGGCUUUACCUGACGAUAUGCGCGAAGAAGUGCUGAAUCAGCAUGUUCGUGAUCAGAGAGCUGCCCGGGUUGAACGCCCCGCGGACUCACAGUUGGAUGCCGAAUUUUUGGACGCGUUGCCGCCGGAGUUACGUGCUGAAAUUAUCCAACAGGAAACUCUGGAACAGAACCGACGUCGUGCUACGGCCCCGGGUGCCCCACCCACAGGCAUACCAGCGGACAUUGAUCCUGCCAGCUUCAUUGCCAGUUUGGAUCCUCAGCUUCGUCAAGUAGUGCUUAUGGAUCAGGAUGACGGAUUCAUUCAAACGUUGCCGUCGCACAUGAUCGCAGAAGCGUCCGUGUACCGCGACGCGCUCAACGCUCACAGGGAACGGGAACACGAACAACACUCCUCGGCGGCUCGCGCUCCCCCUGCGCAACCGAAGAAACCUAAUGCAGCGCGGGAGUCGAUACAACUUCUUGACAAGGGACAGAUCACCGUUCUCGUCCGACUCUUGUUCUUCCCGGAAGUCUUAAGGAAGAAUCUGUUGUUCAAGGUUCUGGUCAACGUGUGCGAGAACGGGAAGACUCGCGCGGAAUUGCUGAAUAUCCUUAUCAACAUACUUCAGGAUGGCACUGGUGACUUAGCGGCUAUCGACAAGAGCUUCUCACAGAUGUCCGUGCGGCCCGCAAGAACACCUGGACAGACACCAAAGGCCGCCGGAAAACAGAAGGCUGCAACCGAUUAUUUCGGUCCUUUAGCCCUUCCGCGAAGUGAAGCCGUGCCAGAGUUGAUUGCCCAACGAUGUCUUGAUGCGCUGACAUAUAUCGUGAACAAUAACGAAACUUCGUCCCUGUUCUUCCUGUCGGAGCACGAGAUCCCGGCUGGUCUUCGCAGAUCCGCGUCGAAGAAGGGCAAGGGCAAAGAGAAGCAAGCAUCAUCAACCCAUUACCCUGUCGUUCUGUUACUUGGCUUACUCGAUCGCCCAACCUUGAUGCGGACACCAUCUAUCCUGGAGUCGGUGGUCGGCCUUCUCGCCACUGUGACACGACCGCUGGCUACACUCAAGGAGACCAAGGAAUCACCUGCAGGUUCCGUGGACGCAGCGGCAGCCGCGACGACAUCCGCCUCGGAGCCCGUCACUACUGAGUCAGAUCCUCCGACCAACCCUACCCCCGUUGCUACCGAAGAAGGCGCUGGUACAUCCACUCAGCCAGCGCAAACAGGACCCGAGAAUGAUGAGACAAAGGCGAAGCAAGAUGACGAAGCGAGGCCUCUGCUCACCGAUCCACCGCAGAUACCCCAGCAUGCACUCCAGCUUAUCGUUAACAUUCUCACCAUGGGGGAGUGUUCGGCUCGGACAUUCCAACAAUGCCUCGCUUUGAUCCAACACUUAUCAUACAUGGCCGAUGCACGUGAAGUUAUAGCCCAAGAACUGCGCUCACGGGCUCAGGAACUCGGGCAAAAUAUUCAGGCUGAUCUCGAUGUCUUAGCGAAGGCAUUACCGGAGGCACAAGGCGACGUUCUGAGUGGAUCUAUCCCCUCCAAAUUCUCUUCGCCAUCCUCAGAUCAGGCGAAGCUUCUACGAGUACUGAAGACAAUCGACUACAUGUACUCGCCGAAGUCAUCGAGUGGCACCGAACAGGCCCAAGGUGACCGCGAGAAGGUCCAGAGCAUCUACGAGUCCUUCCGAUUUACGCCUCUUUGGAAGCGUUUGGGUGACUGCCUAGCCAUCAUUGAACAGCGACCCGAGGUCGAGCAAGUUGCUACGGUUCUGUUGCCGCUGAUUGAGGCCCUGAUGGUGGUCUGCAAGUACGUCGUUCUGGACACCAAAUCGUCCAUCAGUCGCGCUUUGCGCACCGUGUCGUCGCCUAAGACCCCUACGACACCUCGGGAAUCUAUGGAGGAUCUUUUCGUCACGUUUACCGAUACUCAUCGCAAGGUCCUCAACCUCAUGGUGCGAAACAAUCCAUCGCUCAUGAGUGGCUCUUUCUCCUUGCUCGUGCACAAUCCCCGUGUGCUUGAUUUCGACAAUAAGCGCAACUACUUCACGCAACAGCUCCAUCGCCGCCCUCAUUCACGCGAGCAGCACAGCACUCUACAACUGAAUGUUCGCCGCGCAAGAGUGUUCGAGGACAGCUUCCAGUAUCUGCAGCGGAAGACCGGCGACCAGAUCAAGUACGGCAAGCUAAGCAUCCGCUUCUACGACGAAGAAGGCGUCGACGCGGGUGGAUUGACCCGGGAAUGGUUCCAAAUCCUCGCAAGGCAGAUGUUCAACCCCGACUACGCCCUGUUCCAACCGUGUGUGGCGGACAAAUUAACGUACCAGCCGAACCGUGCGUCUUGGGUGAAUCCCGAGCAUUUGUCGUUCUUCAAGUUUGUGGGCCGCAUCAUUGGCAAGGCAAUCUAUGACGGGCGGCUGUUGGACGCGUACUUCGCUAGGAGCUUCUACAGGCAACUGCUUGGAAAGCCGGUGGACUACAGAGAUGUUGAGUGGGUUGAUCCCGAGUACUACAAUUCGCUGUGCUGGAUCUUGGAGAAUGAUCCUACUGGCCUUGACCUGACGUUCGAUGUAGAAGCCGACGAGUUCGGUGUCACCAAGAUCGUACCCCUCAAGGAGAACGGUACUCAGAUUCACGUCACGAACGAAAACAAAAAGGAGUUUGUUCAGUUGUCUGCGCAAUACCGCCUAUACACGUCUAUCAAGGACCAGAUUGACGCCAUCUUGGCUGGGUUCUACGACAUCAUUCCCAAGGACCUGAUUUCCAUCUUCAACGAGCAAGAGGUGGAGCUUCUUAUUUCCGGGACACCGGACAUCGACGUCGACGAGUGGCGUGCGGCAACUGAGUACCACGGCUACACCAGCUCGGACCCCACCAUUGUGUGGUGGUGGCGAGCGCUCAAGUCAUUCAACCGAGAAGAGAGAGCAAAAGUUCUCAGCUUCGCCACGGGUACUGCACGCGUACCGUUGGGUGGCUUCGGCGACCUUCAGGGCGUACAGGGCGUACAGAAGUUCUCGAUUCACAAGGCAUACGGAGAGCAAGACCGCUUGCCGCAGGCGCAUACUUGCUUCAACCAGAUUGACCUACCAGAGUUCUCGUCGUAUGAAAUGCUGAGGCAGCAGCUGUUGCUGGCGAUCAACGAGGGAGGUGAAGGCUUUGGAUUUGCUUGAACGAUGUCGAAAGUGUGUAUCGGGAAGAAAUCGAAGAGCAACCGCAAUAUGUAGAGUCAUAGCAUGUUCCAAUGUAGCAUAUACCACAACAAC